AUGAAAAUUCUUGGCAAACAGGAGAGGAACUCAAUAACUAGAACCUUCUCUCGCUCAUGUACCUUUACAUCUGCUUUGGCAGAUAUGUUAGUAAGUCUUUCUAAUGCAUGGGAGACUACAGUGAUCCAUCUUCUGGCUAACAGGAGCCUAGUUGUAGAAGAACACUUUACCCGUCAGAUUGAUAACAAGUUCGACUCUCUCAUCUGCAUUUCUGUGGUGGCCUCCAUGUGCAAUCUUCUAGCCAUUGCCACAGAUCGCUACAUCUCCAUAUUUUAUGCACUCUGCUACUAUGGUAUCAUGACUGUCAAGCAAGCGUGCAUGAUUUACAUCUGGAGCUUCUGCAUUGGGAUUCAUGUCUUCAUUAUUUACUCUGACACAACACUAGUGGUGGUUUGUCUGGUGACUAUGUUUUUGGCCAUACUGUUCUUAAUGGCAUCUCUCUACAGCCACAUGUUCCUGCUAGCUCUAUCUCAUAUGAGACACAUAGCAACGUUGCCUGGUUCCAAUGCCUCUAUCCAGCAUCGGGCCAGCUUAAAAGAAGCUCUCACUCUUACCAUCCUUUUAGGCAUUUUCAUUGUGUGUUGGCUGCCCUUCUUUCUCCACCUCAUCCUUAUUAUCUCCUGUCCAAAGAUUCCUUAUUGCAUCUGUUUCAUGGCCCACUUCAACAUGUACCUGAUUCUUAUCAUGUGCAACUCAGUGAUCGAUCCUCUAAUAUAUGCUUUGAGGAGCCAGGACAUAAGGAAGACCUUUAAGGAGAUCAUCUGCUGUUACAACCUGCCUGGAGCUUCUUUACUAAAUAUUUAA
Clarias gariepinus (North African catfish) is the source of this 804-nucleotide messenger RNA. It is a transcript of the gene mc5rb, whose product is annotated as melanocortin 5b receptor. Gene Ontology annotation, molecular function: melanocortin receptor activity. Lineage: Eukaryota; Metazoa; Chordata; Actinopteri; Siluriformes; Clariidae. Gene Ontology annotation, cellular component: membrane. Gene Ontology annotation, biological process: G protein-coupled receptor signaling pathway. The record is from RefSeq and is a predicted model, not a curated record.